CAGCGGUUGUGUACACAUGAACUCCACACACAGCGAAACAUAAAUAUAAGCACGGUUUCCCCAUUUUCCUUUCUGAUGGCACCAAAAAGAAGCCGUGGAACAGCAAGUCCAACAGAACCUCAUGUGAAGGUGAUAAAGAUUGGCGGGGAUGGAGAUAUGCAGGACUUUCAUUCUGAAUCAAUGGAGGAGAGAUUCAGGAUGGCAGAAGAGUCCAGCCCCUCACCUCCUCCCAACAAUGAGCAUGAAGUCAUUGACUUUGAUGAAGACAGUUUUACAGCUUCAGGCAUCAGAACAGACACCAUCAGCCUUCUCAUGAAAAUAGACCAGCUUCAGGCACAACUCAAAUACGAACGCAGAUGUAGAAUUUUGGCUGAGAGAGAACUGAGGGAGCUCAGAGAGAUGAACAGCCUGAUGCUGCAGAUGAGGCACACGGCACACGAGCUCCGAAUCACUCUGGAUCAUGUUCUCCACGGAGGUCCGGCAACGGUUGGGUCACAAAACCCAGAGGAACUUGUGACGUUCCUGCCAGAGCCUGAAGUACAGAUGAGAACAGUUGAUAAUAUGCAAGAGGAUGACCCUAACUUCCUUUAUCUGAGUGAAAGUCUUCGGGUGCCCAAAAAUCUCUACGAGCGCAUCGCAGAAAUCGCUGACUACAAGAAGUACGUUUCAGCGCUGCUGAUGAUACUGUUCGACAGAGACACGUUGGCCACACACUGCCUUCAGAGCCGGAAGAGCUCACUAAUAGGAGAGGACAACCACAAGCCUGCUCUCCCAUCGGAGAUUUUAAAAGGCUUCAUGGAUCACGUUGCAGGGAAGUUUGGCGUCGACAGCAACCUAAUAAAAACCGCAAUCCGCACAAAGUUGAACAACGAGGACAAGUUGAUGAAGAAGAGGCUGGGCUUGAACAGAGCUGCCGCCGACAAAACCAUCAGCCAAGACGCUUCGCUUCUGCCGAAAAUUGAACCCAUGACAAAUGACUCCGAGUUCUAGCUGGUCCACUUUUACUCACGCGCUUCUCAUUUCUAAUAGCGUUACGUAACGAGAUAUCCGUAGAGUUAGCUAUUUUCCAACACUUUGUAGAUUUUAUUAUUAUUU
Messenger RNA from Nematolebias whitei (Rio pearlfish), 1095 nucleotides. RefSeq lists its product as uncharacterized. Lineage: Eukaryota; Metazoa; Chordata; Actinopteri; Cyprinodontiformes; Rivulidae. Gene Ontology annotation, biological process: negative regulation of Notch signaling pathway; positive regulation of neuron differentiation. The record is from RefSeq and is a predicted model, not a curated record. Gene Ontology annotation, molecular function: DNA binding; transcription corepressor activity. Gene Ontology annotation, cellular component: nucleus. Bases 76 to 990 code for a protein of 304 amino acids. The transcript has 6 exons.